Molecule: messenger RNA, 705 nt
Organism: Suncus etruscus (white-toothed pygmy shrew)
Lineage: Eukaryota; Metazoa; Chordata; Mammalia; Eulipotyphla; Soricidae
Gene: CLTRN
Product: collectrin, amino acid transport regulator
Exons: 6
Coding region: 37-705 (222 amino acids)
Source: RefSeq, a predicted model, not a curated record
CCUCUCCAUUUGCUUUCUGUGCUCUACACUGAAAGUAUGUUGUGGUUGCUCUUUUUACUUGUAACUGGUAUUCAUGCUCAACUCUGUUAUCCAGAUGCAGAAAAUGCUUUUAAAGUGAGACUUAGUAUCAAAACUGCUCUGGGAGAAAAUGCAUAUGCUUGGGAUAAAAAUGAAGAAUAUCUCUUCAAAGCAAUGGUGGCUUUUGCCAUGAGAAAACUUCCCAAGAGAGAAGCAACAGACAUUUCCCAUGUCCUUCUGUGCAAUGUAACCCAGAGGGUGUCAUUCUGGUUUGUGGUUACAGACCCUACGGCAAAUUACACUCUUCCUGCUCGUGAGGUACAGGAAGCUAUCAGAAUGAAUAGAAACCGGAUCAAUAAUGUCUUCCUUCUGAAUGACAAGACUCUGGAAUUUUUAAAAAUUCCUUCUACUCUUGCACCACCCACUGAGCCACUUCUGCCCAACUGGAUUAUCUUAUUUGGUGUGGUACUUUCCGUCAUUGCAAUUGCCGCUGCUCUAUUGGUUGUCUUAGGAAUUCACCAACGUAGAAGGGAGAAUAAUGCAGCAUCUGAAGAGGAUGACACUGAAGAUAAGUGUGAAAACACACCCAGAGUUGAAAAUGGCAUCUCCUGCGACUCCCUCGACAUGAAGGGAGGGAAUAUUAAUGAGGCCUUCAUGGUAGAGGAUGAGCGUCUCACCCCUCUCUAA